AUGCUAGAUCGCACUAGAAGUUUCCAGAACUGCAGGGAAACGGAUGUUCCCGGUUACAAUGACUGCCCGAGCCUCGUAUACCCUGUGAAUCGCGGCGCAGGUACGAAGCAGACGAUGGUAAAUGGGCAAAUAGACACAUUUGGAAGUACUCAGGUAGCGUCUGUGCCACCUCCACCCAUUGGAAAGCGCUCGAGUAGUCGGAGCUCGAGUGCCAUCAAGGUCCCGCAAGCAUUGCACAAGAACAAAGACGAAAUUCUGCAAGAAAUCGAUAGUAUAUUCGCCAGGAAAUCGAAGCUGUCGCCUGUUGAAUUGGAAUAUCAUCAAAAAAAGUUCCGUGCCAAUUUUGGGCAGACUCUGGAGCAUGAACAUGGAAAACAGCUCAUGAACGAGGUGCUGGCAUCUUUGGAAGACGACUCGAAAGUUCAUAAAAUUCUGACGCAAUGGAUGAUGUCUGACUCCACCAUUAACAAAUGGUGCCCGUCGCUUCGAAAAAUCAUGUGCAAUCUGCAACCAGACGGGAUAUAG
Messenger RNA from Lachancea lanzarotensis, 525 nucleotides. RefSeq names its product LALA0S05e07074g1_1 (gene ADD37). Bases 1 to 525 code for a protein of 174 amino acids. The transcript has a single exon. The record is from RefSeq and is a predicted model, not a curated record. NCBI's taxonomy places the organism in Eukaryota, Fungi, Ascomycota, Saccharomycetes, Saccharomycetales, Saccharomycetaceae.